Messenger RNA from Neoarius graeffei (lesser salmon catfish), 3210 nucleotides. It is a transcript of the gene aldh3a2b, whose product is annotated as aldehyde dehydrogenase 3 family, member A2b. NCBI's taxonomy places the organism in Eukaryota, Metazoa, Chordata, Actinopteri, Siluriformes, Ariidae. The record is from RefSeq and is a predicted model, not a curated record. Gene Ontology annotation, cellular component: cytoplasm. Gene Ontology annotation, biological process: aldehyde metabolic process. The coding region runs from base 122 to 1594 and encodes 490 amino acids. Gene Ontology annotation, molecular function: aldehyde dehydrogenase (NAD+) activity. The transcript has 11 exons.
CGUUAACCGACUGGUCGCGUACCCGUGCUCGGUGGUUGGCUGCUGCAACACCGAUAAGCUUGACUGAGUCAGAGCUGGGAAGGUCAGCUGAGAGGACAGGAACAGGACAGAAGCAGAAGGGAUGUCGAAACAGAAGGAGGCCGUGGAGCGUGCCAGGAAGGCCUUUCGUACGGGCCGCACCAAACCCCUCGAGUACCGCAUCAUCCAGCUGAAGAACCUCCAGCGCCUUUUUGUGGAGAGACACAAGGAAAUCGCAGAUGCUCUCAAGAAGGACCUCCACAAGAGUGAGUUCGGCAUCCCGCUGUAUGAGACACUGGGUCUAGAAGGAGAGAUCAGCAUGGCUAUAAGCAAGCUGACUGAAUGGGCGGCUCCACGGCCGGUGGCUAAAAACCUACUGACCAUUUCAGAUGAGGUGUACAUUCAGCCCGAGCCCCUGGGAGUGGUGCUCAUUAUUGGGGCCUGGAACUACCCCUGGACCAUCACCAUCCAACCACUGAUCGGAGCCAUCGCCGCAGGUAAUGCCGUUGUUAUUAAGCCGUCAGAAAUCUGUGCUCACACUUCCAAAGUGAUGGGGGAUCUUCUGCCAUUGUACCUGGACAAGGAGAUGUUCCCAGUAGUUACUGGUGGAGUCGCAGAGACUCAGGAGCUGCUGAAGCAGAGAUUUGAUCACAUCUUCUACACCGGUAACUCCCUGGUUGGGAAAGUGAUCAUGGAGGCAGCCGCUAAACACCUAACUCCUGUUACUCUGGAGCUGGGAGGAAAGAGCCCCUGCUACAUCGAUAAGAAGUGCGAUCUUAGCGUCACCUGCCGCCGUAUUGCUUGGGGAAAGUACACAAAUUGUGGCCAAACAUGCAUCGCACCAGAUUACAUCCUCUGUGACCCGAGCAUCCAGGACAGAGUAAUAGAAGAGAUCAAGAAGAACGUGAAGGAAUUCUACACAGAAGAUCCCAAAACCUGCCCUGACUAUGGACGCAUCAUCAACCAGCGCCAUUUCAAGAGAGUGAUGGCGUUGAUGGAGGACAGCACGGUGGCGAUGGGAGGAGAAAAUGACGAGUCUGAGUGCUACAUUGCUCCAACAGUCUUAAGAGAUGUCAAGCCUGAAGCAAAGGUCAUGCAGGAAGAGAUCUUUGGACCCCUUCUGCCUAUCCUGAGUGUUGGAAGUGUGGAUGAGGCCAUCGACUUUAUCAACCAGAAAGAGAAACCUCUGGCUCUCUACAUCUUCAGCUCAGACAACAAGCUCAUCAAACGUAUGAUCUCAGAGACUUCCAGUGGAGGUGUUUUGGCCAAUGAUUGCUUGGUCCAAUUCUCAGUCAGCUCCCUGCCUUUUGGUGGUGUUGGUAACAGCGGGAUGGGCUGCUACCACGGCAAGUUUACCUUCGACCAGCUGAGUCACCUGCGAGCCUGCCUCAUCAAACAGCUGAGGAUGGAAGGAAUGAACAGCGUGCGCUACCCACCACACACAGCGAAGAAACUGGACUGGGCUCGCUUCUUCAUCCUCAGACAGAUGAAGAUGGGCAAGCUGGUUCGCGUGGCUCUCACCGCACUGCUGUUUGUCGCCGCUGCCGUCAUGGUUCAGAGAUUCCUCACUGACUGAAAGAGUAACACUAAUGCAGAGAAUUUAUCUCCAUUUUUGAGGAAAUCAACCAAUCAGGAUCGUCAAUUAUCCCCAGUUGGUCCACUUCCCUGCCUUAAUCUGAACAGCCUUGAAAGUACAGUAGUUGUUUUUAAAUAAUUUCUUUUAACAGUGCUGCAUCUAAUGAAGAAUCCAAAUUCAGUGCAUGCUGAUUAAUAAUGAUUUCUGAAUGUGACGUGAAUAUUAACAGCACAUUAAUCUGUUAUUAACUUGCUUAUUAUACCGAGUUUCCCUGACUGACGUGUCGCCUUCGGGACGAUUUUAAUGAAGGAAAAUGAAUCAUUUCACGGUUAUUAUGUAGCAUUAUAAGUGUGAUAACACUAUAUUUGAAGGGCUUUUUAACAUUCAUAAGCAUUGCAUUGCAUCUUUGUUUUUACAUGAAAAAAACAUCUCAUCUCAUUAUCUGUAGCUGCUUUAUCCUGUUCUACAGGGUCGCAGGCAAGCUGGAGCCUAUCCCAGCUGACUACGGGCGAAAGGCGGGGUACACCCUGGACAAGUCGCCAGGUCAUCACAGGGCUGACACAUAGACACAGAACCAUUCACACUCACAUUCACACCUACGGUCAAUUUAGAGUCACCAGUUAACCUAACCUGCAUGUCUUUGGACUGUGGGGGAAACCGGAGCACCCGGAGGAAACCCACGCGGACACGGGGAGAACAUGCAAACUCCGCACAGAAAGGCCCUCGCCGGCCCCGGGGCUUGAACCCGGACCUUCUUGCUGUGAGACGACAGCGUUAACCACUACACCACCGUGCCGCCCUGAAAAAAAAAAACAUCUGUAAAUUAUUGUUCGACUGCUUGAAAUUGAUACUUCUUUUCCCUUAUCUUGUCCGUGAUUAGUUUCUUUUUGCCAGCACACUCAGGACACUUUGAUAAAGUUAUAGAACGUAUACAUAGUGCUUGAUAUCAACAAGACAACCGCAAAUUGAUUACCACUUCAGUCUGCAUUUGAGCUUUGUAAAUAUGUGAAGUUGUACUGAAAUGCUGAUUUAUAAUCGUUUUGAAUGCAGCUGUAUACAAUUACACUUACAGAAUAUAAUAUCCAAAAGAUCCGAUGACAAGUGGACGCUUCAGAGAAGAUUUUAUAGCAGACAUCUUAAUUCUUCAUGCAUGUGCAUUUAGUAAAGACAGCGUCAUAAUUUCCAAGGUCAGAGAGGUGUUUCGUGGAGAGAUCGUGAGUUCAAAUCCCGAUGAUGCUACGGCUUUUUGAUUUUUCAUAUCUCACUGUUCUGUCUAUGUGCAUGUAUUCAGAAGAGGGCAGACAGCUACCUGGUUGGUAACUGUUCUGAUAGUGAAGUGAUGGCUGGUGGGUGGGACUUCGCAGUUGAUCAAAAUGCAAAAAGAGGGAAAAUUCUCAAACGUUCUCCAACAUUUGCAUAACAGUAAGUGAUGGUUCAUGGAAAGCCUGACAUAAUUAUCAAGUACUGUAAUAUUUUAUAAAAUAUUGAUGCAUUGCUUCUGAAUGUGUAAUUAAGGCCCAGGUUAUUAUUAUUAUUAUUAUUAUUAUUAUUAUUAUUAUUAUUAUUAGAUGUUACAGGUCAAAAAAUUUCAACCUACACUGCAAAAAAUGAUAUCU